UGCAGGUGGAGACAUGAACUUUCAUCAACUGGUGUCCAUGACAGAAUUUCUUGCAUCGAAUGGGAUACUCUGCCUUAGGUUCACCUGCAAAGGGCUCAACUUAGACUAUAGAAUUAGAGCUUACAGAGCAGUCUUGGUGAGAUUAAUAAUAACUGCACACUGUGCUCCAAGUAGUAUACAGUCGUAGAAUGAUAUUCCAGCUCUUGAACUCAAUGCCAUGAUGGAAGCCAAGAUGCCAUGGGCUUUCUUCAGUACUUUGUCUACUUGUAACACAACUUCCAGGGAACUAUCUACGUUUACUCAUAGAUCUCUGUUUUUUGGAUCCCAUGUGAUCAAAUCUUUCAGACUAGCCUUCGAUGUAGGAACUAGUCAAAAGCCUUGUUCGUGUGGACAACAUCUACUGUCCUGUACCUCUUCAAAUAAUGCAAUAAAUUUUGUGAGGCACUAUUUACCACAUACAAAGCUAUGGUAACUCUCCCUUUUUCAUUCCCAAAUGGAGGUAGAUCCUGUCCUCAGAAUCCCCUUCAGUAAAUUGUAUAAUUUUUAAACAGUUUGUGAGGCUCCAUUUUGGUCACCCUGUUUUAGGAGAGGAGUGGUUAAACUGAAAACUCUGCGGUAGGUAGUUAUGGGGAUGUUGCAAGGAAGGACAUGAUGGUCUGAAUUGUAGGGAGAGGUUAGCCAGGCUACAUCUUUAUUCCUUGGAAUGUAGGAGAGUGAUGGGUUAACUUGUAAAAAUGUUUAAAAUUAUGAAAAGCUUAUAUAAGCUGGAUGGUAACAGUCAGGUGAGUCCAAAACUAGAGGGCAUAGAUUUAGAAUGAGGUGAAAGAUUUAAAAGGGAACCAAGGAGCAAUUUUUUUUCAGCAGAGUAUUUUGAGUAUCUGGAACAAGCUGCAAAAGCAAGUGGCAGAGGAAUGUAUAGUAGUAUAUUGUAAGAAGCACUGUCAAGUCAAGUCACUUUUAUUGUCAUUUCGACCAUAACUGCUGGUACAGUGCAUAGUAAAAAUGAAACAACGUUUUUUCAGGACCAUGGUGUUACAUGACACAGUACAAAAACUAGACUGGACUAUGUAAAAAACAAUACAGAAAAAAACUAUGCUAGACUACAGACCUACCCAGGACUGCAUAAAGUGCACAAAACAGUGCAGGCAUUACAAUAAAUAAUAAACAAGACAAUAGGGCAGUAAGGUGUCAGUCCAGGCUCUGGGUAUUGAGGAGUCUGAUGGCUUGGGGGAAGAAACUGUUACAUAGUCUGGUCUUGAGAGCCCGACUGCUUCGGUGCCUUUUCCCAGACGGCAGGAGGGAGAAGAGAUUGUAUGAGGGGUGUAUGGGGUCCUUCAUAAUGCUGUUUCCUUUGUGGAUGCAGCGUGUAGUGUAAAUGUCCGUGAUGGCGGGAAGAGAGACCCCGAUGAUCUUCUCAGCUGACCUUACUAUCCACUGCAGGGUCUUGCGAUCCGAGAUGGUGCAAUUUCCGAACUGGGCAGUGAUGCAGCUGCUCAGGAUGCUCUCAAUACAACCCCUGUAGAAUGUGAUGAGAAUAGGGGGUGGGAGAUGGACUUUCCUCAGCCUUCGCAGAAAGUAAACCUGGGCUUUCUUUGCAAUGGAGCUGGUGUUGAGGGACCAGGUGAGAUUCUUUGCCAGGUGAACACCAAGAAAUUUGGUGCUCUUAACUAUCUCUACCGAAGAGCCAUCAAUGUUCAGUGGAGAGUGGUCGCUCCGUGCCCUCCUGAAGUCAACAACCAUCUCUUUUGUUCACAUUCAGAGACCGGUUGUUGGCUGUGCACCAGUCCGUUAGCCGCUGUACCUCCUCUCUGUAAGCUGACUCGUCGUUCUUGCUGAUGAGACCCACCACGGUCGUGUCAUUUGCGAACUUGAUGAUGUGGUUCGAGCUGUGUGUUGCAGCACAGUCAUGGGUCAGCAGAGUGAACAGCCGUGGACUGAGCACACAGCCCUGGGGGGGCCCUUGUGCUUAGUGUGAUGGUGUUGGAGAUGCUGCUCCUGAUCCGGACUGACUGAGGUCUCCCAGUCAGGAAGUCUAGGAUCCAGUUGCAGAGGGAAGUGUUCAGGCCCAGUAGGCUCAGCUUUCCAAUCAGUUUCUGAGGGAUGAUUUUGUUGAAUGUUGAACUGAGGUCUAUGAAAAGCAUUCGAACGUACAUAUCUUUUUUGUCCAGGUGGGUUAGGGCCAGGUGGAGGGUGGUGGCAAUGGCGUCAUCUGAUGAGUGGUUGGGACGGUACACAAACUGCAGGGGGUCCAGUGAGGGGAGCAGCAGGGUCUUGAUGUGCCUCAUGUCGAGCCUCUCGAAACACUUCAUGAUGAUGGAUGUGAGUGCAACGGGACAGUAGUCAUUGAGGCAGGACACUGAAGACUUCUUCAGCAUGGGGACAAUGGUGGCGGCCUUGAAGUACAUUGGAAUGGUGGUGCUGCUCAGGGAGAUGUUAAAGAUAUCAGUGAGAACAUCUGCUAGCUGGUCUUCACAUCCUCUGAGCACUCUACUAGGAAUGUUGUCUGGUCCAGCAGCCUUCUGUGGGUUGACCCUGCAUAGGGUUCUUCUCACAUCGGCCGCAGUGAGACACAGCACCUGGUCAUUUGCAGGAGGGAUGGACUUCCUCGCCGCCACGUCAUUUUCCACCUCAAAACGGGCGUAGAAGUUAUUCCACGCAUCUGGGAGGGAGGCAUCACCUGCACAGUCAGGUGAUGUUGUCCUGUAAUUGGUGAUGUCCUGGGUAUGUUUGUGCAGGAGUGAGACUUAGAGGGAUAUAGACCAAUUUGCAGGACAUUGUGGCUUACUGUGUGGGCAUCUCGUCAGUGUGGACUCGGGUUAAAGAGCCUUUAUCCAUGCUGUAUUGCUCUAUGACUCUCUAACUUUCCCACCACCAAUGUCAGGCUCACUUUCCCAGCCCUGUCCUUGAAUAAAGAUAUAACAUUAACAAUCCUACUAUUCCAGAUCCUCAUAUGUGGUUAAAUAUGAUGCAAAUAUAUCUUCCAGGGACCCUGUGAUUUCUAGCUUCCCACAAUGUUCUAGGAAACUCUUGAUCAGGUCCAGGGAUUUAUCCACCUAAACCUACCUUAAGACCUCUAGUAUCUCCUCUGUUGUAAUGUUCCAGUACAAACUGUUUACUUCUCUUAAUCCCUUAGCUUACAUGACUUCGGCAUGGUCAAAGCAGACGAGAAAUAUUUACUUAACACCUUAUUUGGUAAUGAAUAAGAUAGACUAGUCAGAAUUGUAGAUAAAGUAUUUCAUAAAUUAAUUGGUUAGAGUAAUAUAAAGCAGAGUAAAAUUCCAUAAAUAGGCCAGUAAAAUGGUUUGAUGAGUAUUCAAAAAAAUAUAAUGCAGUUUUUAUUUGAUUUAUUGUCAUCUCCAUGUACCUUGCCUAACUUAGACUGGAAAUUUACAUGAGGAAUUUUACACUUCCAAUAGCAACUUAGAUCCUUGGCAAUAAUAUAUUGCAGGAAGGGGUCACUUGUGGAGUAGACGUGUGUCCGGGAAGCUGUGCCUACCUCACCCAAAUAGCAGCUAAUUCUAUUUCUUAAGUGACUGAAGUGAACUGUAAUGGGCUGAACAAAAUGACGAAGCCAGGUAAAGGGAGGGAACAAGAAAAGGGUGCAGGAGAAGAAGAUUCUGGCGUGGGCUCUGCGAAGCUCGCGGGCCCAGGAGAAGCUAAAGCCAAUGCUGCUCGGGCCCUGGUCCCAGCUACCAUUGAAGAAGUCCUUGAGGCGGUAAACAAACUGUACAGUUUGGUAGACGGGAGACAUGCAGAGUACAAUAAGUCAAUUGUGAACUUAACAGUGGCUCUAACCGAGGUCAGUAAGCAUGUUUCUUUAAUGGAGGAUGCUGCCGAAUCAUAUGAGAGAAGAAUCAAAGAGUUGGAGAGGUGGCUUGGAAGUCUAAUAUCCCAAAACACGCAGCUACAGGCUAAGGUGGAUUACCUUGAAGCCCAGUCUCGCCGUCAAAACAUUCGCAUUAUCGGGGUUCAGGAGAAAGCCGAAAAUAAUAAGCUGACGGAUUUUGUAGCUACGUUGCUUCUGAAGUUGCUGGGGGAAGAACAUUUCCAUCAGCUGAUUAAAGUGGACCAUGCCCACAGGCGCCUAGCACCUGCUAAAAAUGGUAGGCCAAGAGCUAUUAUUGCGAGGCUACACCAUUUCAGGUUAAAGAGCUGGUGCUACAGUUGCAGGGAGAGAGCUCCACUGCUAUAUGACAGGCGUCCGGUGUUCACUUACCUGGAUUUAACCUCGGCAACCAUGAGGAAACGUCAAGAUUUUCAGCACGUUGAGGAGAAAUGUAAAGCAAGGAAAAUUAGGUGUGGAUUCCAGUAUCCGGCGAUGUUCGUGGUUACAGUUAACAAUAGCACCAGUACAUUCAGCACUGCAGCCAUAACGGAGGAGUUCCUGAGCCGAGAAGUUAAAGAUUGGCAUUUGGACACCGUAUAAACCUAAAAACGGAUUAACCCUGGAUUACUGGAUUCGUCGUUGAUCGAUAGCAGCUUCAUCUGGAGAUUUAUGUUCAGCGCAUGAGGAACUGAAAAAUAAGCUCACAAUAAGAUGUGGGUGAGGACUGAUUGUUAUUGUUUAUUUUUAUAUUUCAUGGUGUAUUUGUGAAGAGGUGUUUCUCCUGUGUUUAGUGAGUAAUGGGUAGGUAUCUUGCUAUUCCGGGCCAUGUGUUGGCCCGUGAAUAUAGCUUUAACUCUAGGUUAAGGGUAUGGAAUUACUAUUCCUGGUGUGUUUUUUAUUUUUGGGAGGGUUUUUUGUGUUUCUCAAGGGGUUGUUACAGCACAUCUAUUUGUUUGAGUUACAGUUUGCGUUAGGCCGCGACCAUACUGCAUAUUUUUUUUGUUAAGCAGCAGAUAUGACAUCUAAUUUGCAUAUUCACAGCACUGGUGAGGCUAAGCUUGUCAGCUGGAAUGUACGGGGGGAUGAAUAGUGGGAAGAGAGGGAAAGUGUAUACACAUCUUCGUACACUCAAAGCUGAUGCUUGUUUUCUCCAAGAAACGCACAUUAAGAAAACAGCGGCGAAAGUGCUUUGUCCCUCCUGGGCAUCUCAGGUCUACCAGUUGAACUUUAGUACUAAAACUAGAGUUGUUGCAAUCCUAAUAAGAAAAACCAUACUUUGUUCACACACAAACUAUCGCGGACCAGAGGGGUAGAUAUGUAAUAGUAAGUGGAAUAUUAAAUUCUAUACCAUUGACUCUAGUAAAUGUGCACAGGCCCAACUUUGAUGAUCCAUUUUUUAAUUUAGAAUCUCUUUAAGGCCAUGCCUAAUCUAUCUGACUCUAACAUAAUUGUAGGUGGAAACUUUAAUGGCAUCUUAAACUACCUCCUAGAUAGACAACGUCCCCAAGUUAGUUCAUUUAAAAAUAGUGUAACACUUAAUAAUCUCAUGCAAUCGUAUAACAUAGUGGAUAUUUGGAGGCUUCUUAAUCCCACAAAGGAGGAUGUUUCAUAUUUCUCCACAGUACGUAAAUCCUACUCUAGGAUUGAUUAUUUUCUGUUAGAUUCGAAAUUGGUCUCAUCAGUAGUUGGUUGCACUUACCAUAAUAUACUUAUAUUAGAUCGUACUCCUGUCUCCCUUAUAGUGAACCAUAAAUACUGAACCAUAAAGGUGAAUAUAGUUGGUGGUUAAUUAAUGCUUUGCUAAAGGAUAAGGAUUUUUGCUCUUAUCAUUUAGAUAAGAUAGAUCUAUACUUAAGCACCAAUGAUGUGGGCGAUGUUGAUGAUUCCACUCUUUGGGAGGCCAUGAAGGCGGUUAUUAGAGGUUGCAUAAUAGCAUAUGAGACAGCAGAAAAAAGAAGAUUCAAGAAAAUGUUAACUGAAAUAGAUGAUCAGUUGGCAAAUCUGGAAGCCUCUUAUAAAAUAAACCAGGAAGCAGAAUUACUUAAUGAGAUUACUGCCUUAUGGUAUGAUAUAAUUGUAUAAUGUCCAAGAGUGUUGCAAAACUACUGACACAAUUCAUUCAGAGGUAUUCUGAGCUUGGUGAAAAGCCCCAUAAGUUAUUAGCCCGUCAGUUAAGACAGAUGCAGGCCUCCAGGGCCAUACAUCGUAUAAAGGCAAAAGAUGGCUUUUUAUUGACAGACCCAGAAAAAAUUAAUAAGUGUUCUGCGGAGCUCUAUGUUAGUGUUUACCAAUCACGAGGAGGUCCAGAUGUUGAAGUUAUGGAAGCUUUUUUGAUAAUCUGAAUCUGCCCGCGCUGUCAACAGAUUCAGUAAAUACACUUGAUGCUGAUAUAAGCCUAGAUGAGAUCAAGAAUGUCAUCUCUUAACUCCCUAAUAAUAAGACAGUGGAUCUGGGUGGUUUUAGCAUGGAAUUUUUCAAAGUUUUUGGUCCAAAAUUGUCACCUCAGCUCUUAUGUACAUUGAAUCAGUCCAGGACAGCUUCCAGAUUGCCACCUACAUAAUGUAAAGCCAAUGUUUCUCUGAGUCCAAAACUAGGCCGUGAUCCCGAAGUGGUUUCAUCAAAUCGCCCCAUUUCACUGCUGCCCAUUGAAACCAAAAUUCUUGGGAAAGUCCUGGCCAAUAGGUUAAAAGAAUGCAUUUGUUCUAUUAUUCAUCCAGGUCAAACUGGCUUUAUGCCAGGUAGACAUAUGCAUUUUAAUUUGCGUUGUCUUUUCAAUAUUUUAUAUACAAAACAUGCAGAAAAGGCUGUAGUCAUUUCAUUAGAUGUGCAACAUGCAUUUGACGAAGUGGAAUGGCCAUAAAUGAUGUUUGCACUUAAGGAAUUUGGAUUUGGACCAUCUUUCAUCAAAUGGAUUGAGAUAAUUUUUUCACACCCAUCUGCCUCUAUUAUCACUAAUCAGAAUAUUUCCUCCCCUUUUGCUAUUCAUUGUGAAGGCUGCCCCCUUUCUCUGUUUUUGUUUGCAGCUAUCAUUGAGCCACUGGCUGUUAGCAUCAGACAGGACCCUUUGAUAUCUCCCAUUGAUAUGCAUGGACAUAAACAUCAGCUUUCGUUAUACGCUGAUGAUGUCCUCUUAUACAUCUCCAGCCCAGGUACAUCAAUAUCUGCCCUUCUGACUCUUAAUUAAUAAUUUUGGUAGUUUCUUAGGUUUCUGUAUUAAUUGGGAUAAGAGUGAACUAAUGCCAGUCACUGUAGUGGUUAAUACAGCAUAUGUACAGUCCAUUCCCCUUAAAAUAACUUGUGAUAAUUUUUCCUGUCUUGGUAUGUCUAUUACAAAAAACCCAGAUGACCUUUUGCAAGUGAAUUGGCGUAGAAGCCAUAUUGACUUUUGGAAAACCCUUCUAAUUUCUUUGGUGUGGAGGGGUAACGCAAUCAAGAUGAUUGUACUGCCACAAUUUCUUCAUCUUUUCCAGUCAAUUCCAUGUUUUAUUCCUCUGUUAUAUUUUAAGCAAUUGGAUUCAAUUAUUAUACCCUUCAUUUGGAAUUAUAAAGCCAUAAGAAUUACUGAAAAACACUUGUCAAAGCCCAAGGAAACAGGUGGUUUUGCCCUACCAGAUGUUAAAAUGUGUUACUGGGCUGCCCACCUAUCCAUUCUUGCAUAGUGGGAAAAAAGCCCACCCUCUACCUCAGACUCAUGCCCAGCAUGGUUACUCAUAGAGAAAGUGCUUCGUAAGAAGACUUCCUUAUCUGCUCUCCUUAAUAGCCCCACUGCAGUUAAUAAGUCACAUUUUAGUAACAGCUUUGUGGUUGGCAGCACUAUAAGAAUUUGGAAGUAGAUUCAACUACACAUUAAGGCCCCAAAAACUUAUAUUGACACUCCGAUUUGUGACAAUCAUUCCUUUUUGCCUGGCCUGAAUGAUUCUGUUUGUUCGUCCUGGAAACAGAGUAGCAUCUGUAGUGUAGGUGACCUAUACGUUAAUGGAAACUUUGCCUCAUUUGUGCAGUUACAAGCAGUUUACAAUAUCCCUGCAUCUAGUUUUAGAUAUUUACAAAUUUGAGAUUAUGUUAGGAAAUAUAUACCUAAUUUCAAAGUUUUAGACAAACAUGAGUCCCUGGAGGCAAUAAAUAAAUUUGAUUUGGUUACUUGUAGUGCUGUAUCAGAUCCUACAUAAUAGAGCUCGGGUGAAUACUGCAGAUCUUAAACAGGCAUGGGUGGAUGAAUUGGGUAUAGAACUGACAGAGGAGGUCUGGGAUGAGUGUUUAAAGAGUAUACAUGAUUGUUCAGUCAACAUCAGACACAGACUUGCACAGUUUAAAACAUUACAUAUACUCCAUUAUUCCAAAGAAAAGUUGCACAGCUUCUACCCUGAUGUUUCACCAGUUUGUAAUAGAUGUAAAUCUGAGAACAGUAACUUUUCACAUUCAUUCUGGUCAUGUUUUAAGCUUUAUGCAUACUGGAAGUUUUUUUUCACAGUUUCUCUGAGGCUUAUGGGAAGCGGUGGGAACCAAGCCUGCUCAUAGCCAUCCUUGGAGCAACAAGCUCCCUAUCUUCAGCCAAUAAAUAUGAAAAAGUGGCUGUAUUGUUUGGAAUGAUGAUUGCUAAGAAGUUAAUACUGCAAAUGUAGAAAAUGGAUGUGCCUAUGUAUGAUCAGUGGCUGAGAGAACUGGCAAAUACUUUACAUUUGGAGAGACUGAGACUAUGUAAUGAGGACAGAGGGGACAUCUUUGAAAGGAUAUGGGGCCCUGUAUUGGGCUUUCUUACGGGGUGAGGACUGAGGUUUUCUGGUGCGAUGCACCUCCGCUGUGUAUGUUUACUUUCGACUUUAUAUUUUUCUCCCUUUUGCUGCUCAAUAUUUAAUUUGAUUAAGGUCGUGGUUUUUGUGAAUAUGCUGUAUUAUUUUGUUUAUUUGGAAAAAAAGAAUAAAAAUAUUGAA
Molecule: messenger RNA, 8757 nt
Organism: Hypanus sabinus (Atlantic stingray)
Lineage: Eukaryota; Metazoa; Chordata; Chondrichthyes; Myliobatiformes; Dasyatidae
Gene: tex30
Product: testis expressed 30
Exons: 2
Coding region: 3563-4426 (287 amino acids)
Biological process (GO): retrotransposition
Cellular component (GO): ribonucleoprotein complex
Molecular function (GO): single-stranded RNA binding
Source: RefSeq, a predicted model, not a curated record